AUGUUUGAUGCAGUUCAAGGUAACCGACCUGAACGUCGCUCAGCGCUGAUCACACGUGAACUGUCCAGGUUAAAUGUCGACAUUGCUACCCUUAGCGACGUCCACUUUCUAGGCGAAGGCAGCCUCCCGGAGCAUGGCGUCGGAUACACGUUCUUCUGUUUAAGGAAACGUGCAACAGAUGGGCGUAUUUCAGGCCUCGGCUGCAUGGUCAGCAUCUUCAUUGCUGACAGGCUAGAAAAUCAGCCAACCAGUCAUUACGACUGCAUGAUGUCCAUGUGUCUCCCUCUGAAGAACAAUCAAUAUGUCACGCUUUUCAAUGUAUACGCUCCAACUCUACAAGCUGAACCCGCAGAAAAAAAAAACAAGUUCUACUCUGAGCUCCGCAGCCUUCUCCAAAGCACAUUUGCAGACGACAAUUGCGAUUUCUUUGCCAGAGUGGGUCAAGAUGCAGUUGCCUGGAAAGGAGUACUUGGCACACACGGCAUUGGUAACUGCAAUGGCAACGGGCGCAUGCUACUGGAGAUUUGCACUGAGUAG
Molecule: messenger RNA, 537 nt
Organism: Acanthosepion pharaonis
Lineage: Eukaryota; Metazoa; Mollusca; Cephalopoda; Sepiida; Sepiidae
Source: the annotation of a GenBank genome assembly